AUGAUACGUUUCUUUUGGGUUAUUCUUCUACAUCACUGUAUCAUCACGACAUGCGUCGAUCCUACGUUGGGCGGCGAUCUCCUCUCAGGAAAAACACCAACCGAGCUUGGUGACCAAAAUCUGAACCAUGAGCUUUCUACACCAAAUCAUCUCGAUAUGUUCCCGGAAAUCGAAACUUCUCUCGAUGGAUUCAAAGUAGAGUCUGCGGGUGGUUCGAGAAGUGGAACGGAAUCUGGGGAACUCCCGUCGGCGACAUCGGAUGAGAUCCGCGAUACCCAAACGUCCGCUUCUGAUAACCUCGAGGGAAGCCAGCGUGGAAAUUCAGGGACGGAUUCCGAUGAGUUCAAAGGGAAAGUGUCCCAGCCGUACGGAAGGGAUGGUGUGCUCGAUCCCUCGUCUUUCAAAAAAUAUCCUCAAGGACAUAUAACUCGGAAACAAGAUGGCUUGAGGCGCUCACGUCGAAGGCCUCUCCCAUAUCCAUAUGCACACCCCAGUAAAGGCCCACUGCCCGCGAGCCCGAACGGACAUAUUUAUCAUCCUUCGACUACACUACUCCCGCAGCCUGACGGUUGGAUUCCUUUCUUCUCAAAUUAUCACGAUGCAGCAACCUGGUUCAGUCAUGGUUUGGGCUAUGGAAAUUUCCAUACCUUUCCGAUUGGGACGCUCUGGGAGCCCUCAAGACAUUUGCCUGAAAGCUCUCUCAGUGCUCAUGAAAUGCACCCAGAUAUCAUUCCACAAACAACAUACCCACAAGUUCAACCAUACAAUGUCCACGGGCGAUCUGAUCAUGCUACAGUAUCAUCAAACUGGGCUCAGCGGAGUCUCCAUGCCCCACCCUUCGUCAGCGUUAAACAAGACAAGUCACAAGCCAAAGGCAUUGUAACAGCGCACGAGGUUCAAGUGAAAGAGGAAGAGCCUCCCAAGGAAGUCGAACCAACGGAUACGAAGGGAAAACCACCAGUGGACGCGUCGUCCAGCUCAAAAGAAAAAUAUGCGCACAUUUUGAAUUCAGGCGCCACGGCUGAAAACUUCAUGCCACAGUCGAGCCAGGAAUCGUUACAUCCACAUGAUGAUGAGCAUCCCAAAAUCACAGGUUCCGAUGUCGUAGAUCCACACAAAUCUACUGGAGAAAGCCCUAGAAAUACAGGUGCUAGUUUCGCUCCUAUGACCGAUCUCAAUCCAGCAGUAAAGCCGAGUUUCAAAGAUCAAGAACUUGAGAAGCAUGCAACAGAGACAGUUCCGUUACCCGUUCAGCAGAGCUCAGAUCCGAUUUCCCAAAAGGCUAGUUAUAAAAGCAUAGCAUGGGCAGGCAUGAAAUCGAAGUCUGAAUCGGACUUCAAAUCAGGAACAAGUGUAGGCGACACCUCACGAAUAGAAUCACAAAAGUCUGAUCAAAUUUUGGAAGGGGAUCAAUCCUCUGAUAGACGUAAUCAUGCGCAGGUCAAAGCGGUUCAGAAACAUAUUUCGGAUCAAAUAGGAAAUUCCAGAAUCAAUAUCCUAAAGGGUGCAAAGGAGCAAAAGAUUCUACGUUCCAAUCCUGUUUUUCCCGAUGAGGGAUCCAAAAUUGAUCCGCUUUCGGAACCAGACAGUCUCGUCCAAAAUGCGAAAAAAACGAUCUCAAGCGAAUGGAUAAGAGUCCAGAAGAAGAAGAAUAGAGGAGCACAGAAAACUUCAAUGAAAUCCAAUGCUUUGUGGGAUACGCUUCCAUCUCAGGGUCAGGACACAUCAGAGGAAUUGAUGACUCAGGACAGACAGCUAUCCACGGAUGACAAAGAGUCCGCUGCGUCGGAGGACAAUGUGAUCGAGCCUCUGAAAAGCCAAGCAACUUCAGAAGUGCACGAGGCAAAGAUUCCACAAUCGAACACCGUAGAGAUGCAUGGGUCCGAAUCCGCCAAAACCUUUUUCGAAGAUUCUACGCCGGUCGACUUGCACGAAGGCUUCUCCGGAGAGUCUUCCCCUGCGAAAGACAGAACCGAUAUACUCGCGACCUAUGAGGCUCAGAAAUCAGCACGCUCCAAAAGGAAAAAGAAGACAAAGAAGACAAAAGCUGUGACUUCUAUCAGUACGGCUGAGCCCGAAAAGGAGAUUGAGAUCUCAGCGCGCCAGAAUGAUCUUCCGACGUCAGAAAACUCUAUCAGAGGCGAAAGUUCUGUAACCCCCUUAAAGUCGAUAAUCUCCAAGGUCCUUCGAUAUGAUGAUGUUGAACAUAUCGUGCAGAUACGCAUGACCAAAGAGGACUUUCAGAGAAUACGUUUGGCACAGGAUGACUUGGUGUCAUCAGGCAGGUUCCCAGAAGUCUUCGGCGAGAAAUGGAGGGAAUCGAUUAAUGAUUUAGGCCAAGAUCAAAGAAAUCCCGUUGAAGUAUUCAGAAGGAUGAGCUCUCUAAGAGCUCAAUACUCACAGAAGGCGAUCUUGAUGCACUGGGGCCUCUACAAAUCUAAACUUAGUCCACGAGCACAAGAAGCUUGUCAGCUCUUGAAAGUGGAUCAAGAAUGGCCAACGUUUUAUAACGUCGAUUCCAAAUAUCUUGUAACUUCCAGGGCGAAAUUAGAAGCCCUUGAUUUACGCGAAGCACAAGAUCUUCGUGAAUUGUUCUUUGAUAGAAAUCGCGAUUCACGAAUAUCGACUCUCUAUUUGAUGGCCACAAUGCAACCUCACGAGAAGGUUUUCACGGAAUCAGAAUUUGUAUCAUUGUCAGAAAAUGGUGGAUCAAUUCCUGUACUACUACAAAUUUGCAAUCUUCUCGAAUUAUCAAUUCCGGAAGUCAUUUGGAAAACAUUCACAAAAAAACAAGUUUUGGAAAAGCUGAACGGGAUGAAGAACAUCAUGGUGGGAAUCUUUCAAAUGGAAAAGAAUCUAGAAUUUAACGUGGAUGAUUUUGUCUGGGUCGCAUCAAAUACUCGAGCAUUCAUUCUGAAGUCACGGAUCUCCGCCACUUUCGAAAGAAGAUUGAAAUAUUUGGCUAAAUUGGCUGAUAAACACUUACCACCUAUACCGGCAGAACAAUGGAUGCCUGAGGAAACCCAUCUCAAUUGGGAUGAUCAAAAGAUGGGACAAGGAGAAGCAUUGAUCGCUGCUCACUUUAGCUUGGAUUUGAAGAACCUGGCCGUCUUGAAGCGUUUGAUCACACAUCAGAAGAAACCGUCACCUCCAGGGGUGGGACACGUGAUAAUUUGGCCAGGGAAGGCUGAAGAUAGAAUGAAGCAACAGAUCACUGAAUUUUACAAAUUCCACGGUAUAAAUUUGUUGAGUAACUAA
Molecule: messenger RNA, 3258 nt
Organism: Melampsora larici-populina 98AG31
Lineage: Eukaryota; Fungi; Basidiomycota; Pucciniomycetes; Pucciniales; Melampsoraceae
Exons: 6
Coding region: 1-3258 (1085 amino acids)
Source: RefSeq, a predicted model, not a curated record